This is a messenger RNA of Sclerotinia sclerotiorum 1980 UF-70, 1767 nucleotides long. RefSeq lists its product as hypothetical. Lineage: Eukaryota; Fungi; Ascomycota; Leotiomycetes; Helotiales; Sclerotiniaceae. The transcript has 6 exons. The record is from RefSeq and is a predicted model, not a curated record. The coding region runs from base 1 to 1767 and encodes 588 amino acids. Gene Ontology annotation, biological process: regulation of DNA-templated transcription. Gene Ontology annotation, molecular function: DNA-binding transcription factor activity, RNA polymerase II-specific; zinc ion binding.
AUGGCUGCCUCGACCCCGGUAUCCGACAAGAUACCGACGACAAAUUCAGCAAAAUUACGUAGCUGCGUUGUCUGUCGGAGUCGAAAGGUUCGUUGUGACAAGUUGUCGCCGUGUUCGAAUUGCCGAAGGGCGAAUAUUCCAUGCGUUGUCCCUUCCACCGACCGACCUCCUCGAUGGGCUCGUCGCCUUGAGCGUGCCGGUAACUUGGGAGUAGCAUCAAACAGUGCAAAGCCAACACAAGAAACCGGCUCCAAAGUAGAUCCUGUUAUUGAGAGAUUACAUAACCUUGAAAAUUUGGUCAAGGAGCUAAAAGGUCAGCUGGAGCAAGCCAAUGCUACAUCGGCGCAUUCCAAUGGCAAUGAAUUGUUCGAACUUGAUUCUUCUGAGACUUCAUAUCUCAAUCUUGAUCACAAUACCGACGGUCAGAAAGAUACCUUGGCGAAUGUAGCAAGUACUUCUGAGGUACAGAACAAAUUUGGAAGGCUAGUCCUAAGGGAUGUCAACCGAAGUCGUUAUUUAAGCAGUGGUUUCUGGGCACGUAUGAACGAUGAGAUUGAGGGGUUACAAAUGGAAGCUCGUGGGGCUAUACACGAAUCUGAUAUCUCAUCAGACGAGGAAGAACCUUCCGAGGAGACAAUCUCCACAUUGGAACAAGAACGAACGCCAUUGGAGAGGCACGGGUUCUUAUUCAAACAUAACUUAAGCCUUUCGGAUUCCGAUCUCUCGAAAUUACGGCCUUUGCCGUCACAGAUACCCUUUCUGUUGAAUGUGUAUUCGGAAAACAUACACAUAUUCAUGCGAAUCGUAGAUCUUCCGCUUCUUACCCAGGAAAUUCGUGAUUUACGUGAAAAUAAAGAAAAGAGACUAACGCCAGCAAACGAGGCUUUGAUGUUCUCCAUCUACUAUGCUACAAUAAUGUCAAUGGAGGAAGAUGAGAUCAUUGCCAACUUCGACUGUACGAAAUCCGAGUUGAGUUUUAAGUAUCGACUUGGCCUAGAGCACUCUCUUGCAAAAGCCGACUUUCUUACCGAGCCAGAUAUGACUCUAGUACAAGCCCUGGUCAUUUUUCUUUUUCUUGUUCGACGCCAGGAAAGUCCUAGAAGAGUAUGGUGGGCUGUUUGUCUACUGGAUUUACGAGCAUCAGAGGAUCAAGGUACGGAAUUAAGCACCACUAGCAAUAGUGUUGACACAAAGUUUCCACUCAAUAUUGAUGAUGCCGACCUCAAGCCUCAUACUAAGAACAUGCCAUCAGUGCGUCAGGGCGUAGCCGAUAUGACUCUCACAGUUAUUUCGGCCGAGAUGUGUGAUGCUAUGAGACGUCUGAUGGUUUCCAGUAUGGGAGAAAGCCCUCUGACCGCGGAAACUCAAAUUCGUCUCCUAAAUGAUCUCUACGGCUUGGUCGACCGACAUUUUCUUAAAUUUGAUGUGGGGGACAGAAAGAGAUCAAAGUUCAAGGAUUUGGGUCCCGCUGCGGAAGCUUAUGACAAAGACACGAACAUUUUCCUUGAACGCUGGCGUGAACUUGUUGGCAAACCUCAACAAAUAGAAGGCGAGGGAUCGGGCAUUGGAAUACAUACACCAGCAACAGUCGACACAGUCCCAAUUGACUGGUACAACCAAUCCGCAAUUCCAGAUGCAAUGUCAAUUCCCUGGACUGAGGUAGACCUUUCAUCCGGCAUUUUUGGAGAUAUAGACAUGAAUAUGGAUUUGGACAUGGAUGUGAAUUGGUAUGAAUGGAUUGAAUCCGCGCAGGGUAUGGAGAAUUGA